This is a messenger RNA of Nelumbo nucifera (sacred lotus), 1023 nucleotides long. The record is from RefSeq and is a predicted model, not a curated record. NCBI's taxonomy places the organism in Eukaryota, Viridiplantae, Streptophyta, Magnoliopsida, Proteales, Nelumbonaceae.
AUGGCUCAUGUUAUUAUUCCAAAAGGGACAUAUAUAUUGAAUGAAGUAAAGUUUCUAGGACCCUGCAAAGGACAAAUAAACUUUUGGAUUGAAGGUGUGGUGCAGGCUCCACCCGAUCCAAUAGCCAUUAAAUCUGAUGUCUGGGUUGUUUUUGAAACCAUCACUGGCCUCACAGWGUUUGGAGGUGGAACCUUUGAUAGCCAAGGACAAAAGGCUUGGACUGUGAACGAUUGUAGCAUGCAUUUUGACACCUGUUGGAUACUACCAACAAAUGUAAGAUUCAACUUUAUCACUAAUGGUCUCAUCCAUGACAUAACCUCAUUGAAUAGCAAGAUGUUUAACCUUUUUCUAUUUGGUGGAAACAAUGUGACUUUCCAACAUAUUACUGUCACGGCACCGGCGAACAGUCUUAACACCGAUGGCAUCCACAUUGGAAGAUCAACCGGAGUGAAAAUUUUGGAUGCAACAAUUGGAACAGGUGAUGAUUGUGUCUCAGUUGGAGAUGGUACUAAAGAUUUAAUCGUCAGCAAGGUAACAUGUGGACCAGGGCAUAGCAUUAGCAUUGGCAGUUUGGGUAAUUAUGACAACGAAGAACCUAUGGCUGGACUGCAUGUAAGCGACUGCACUUUGACAAACAUAGAUAAUGGUGUAAGGAUUAAAACAUGGCCUAACUCUAAGCCUGGAAGUGCCUCUGAUAUCUCUUUUACUGGUAUAGUAAUGAACAAUGUCUCCAAUCCAAUUAUCUUAGAUCAAAACUACUGUCCACACGCAAUCUGUGACACGCAACCAUCACGUGUUAAGGUGAGUGGAGUUAAUUUUGAUAACAUUAAGGGCACUUUGGCAACACAACAAUGUGUAAUACUUUCAUGCAGCCCGAUCGUGCCUUGUGAGAAUGUGGAGAUUGGAGAAAUCAACUUGGUUUAUAAUGGACCACUAGGACCUGGAAAUUCUACAUGUUUAAAUGUCAAGCCAACCUUUACUGGCCAUCAAGUCCCACCUGUUUGUGCUCCACCUGAAGCAUGA